UGGGAAGGUCGGAGAAGAUGCCGGGUUGGGUCCCUGGAACUACAGUCAGUGGUCCAAAGGAGUGGGCCUGUUAGGGGGUCACAGGUAGUGGGAGGAGCGCUUAUGAGCUCCGACUGAAUGCCGGGCUCUGGGCUCUGGGGUGCCCUUGGCAUGUAUGGGCUCCCUUUAUUCCCAAGAUCACCAGCCCCCAACCCACUUCAUAGAUGCGCUGCCUGACCAUGCCCAUGCUGCUGCGGGCCCUGGCCCAGGCUGCACAUGCAGGACCUCCUGGUGGCCGGACCCUCCACAGCAGUGCAGUGGCAGCCACUUACAAGUAUGUGAACAUGCAGGAGCCUAAGAUGGACAUGAAGUCAGUGACUAACCGGGCAGCCCGGACCCUGCUGUGGACUGAGCUCUUCCGAGGCUUGGGCAUGACCCUGAGCUACCUGUUCCGGGAACCCGCCACCAUCAACUACCCGUUCGAGAAGGGCCCGCUGAGCCCUCGCUUCCGUGGGGAGCACGCACUGCGCCGGUACCCAUCCGGGGAGGAGCGCUGCAUUGCCUGCAAGCUCUGCGAGGCCGUCUGCCCCGCCCAGGCCAUCACCAUCGAGGCUGAGCCAAGAGCUGAUGGCAGCCGCCGGACCACCCGCUAUGACAUCGACAUGACCAAGUGUAUCUACUGCGGCUUCUGCCAGGAGGCUUGCCCCGUGGAUGCCAUCGUCGAGGGCCCCAACUUUGAGUUCUCCACGGAGACGCAUGAGGAGCUGCUGUACAACAAGGAGAAGCUGCUCAACAAUGGGGACAAGUGGGAGGCCGAGAUUGCCGCCAACAUCCAGGCUGACUACCUGUACCGGUGACGCCCCACCGGCCACAACCCCUGCUGCCCAAUAAAACUGCUCCAACCCCACGG
Molecule: messenger RNA, 889 nt
Organism: Rhinopithecus roxellana (golden snub-nosed monkey)
Lineage: Eukaryota; Metazoa; Chordata; Mammalia; Primates; Cercopithecidae
Gene: NDUFS8
Product: NADH:ubiquinone oxidoreductase core subunit S8
Exons: 7
Coding region: 204-836 (210 amino acids)
Biological process (GO): mitochondrial respiratory chain complex I assembly; mitochondrial electron transport, NADH to ubiquinone
Cellular component (GO): membrane
Molecular function (GO): NADH dehydrogenase activity; 4 iron, 4 sulfur cluster binding
Source: RefSeq, a predicted model, not a curated record